GGGAAAGGGGCGUGUCUCGCACCGUCUUUCACUACCCUGUUUGCCCGUUCGUGAUAUAGGUAGCGCGCAAUACUAAAACAUACUACUAAUAUAUAUUACAUAUUACAUAUUACAUAUGUGUGUUGAACGUGUAGUUUGGCGCGAGAAGAUAACUAUCAAUAACUACCAUCACUACUAUACAAUACACUAUAUCGUCUAUCGUCAACGUGUCUCCGGAAUCUGGAUUUGGAUUAGAAACUGUGGAAACUUAUGGGAGUUGUCAUAUAUUGCACAAUUACAAGGUUAAAUACUUGAUCUACUUUCACUUUCAAAUAAAUAAAUAAAUAAAUAAAUGAUCAACAUCACUUGUUACAUUCAUUUCUAAUCAAUUUAAUAAUUUAACUGGCGUUCUAUAGUAAAUAAUAAAUUACUUAAAUUAUUUUAUUUUUUAUAUCUGUGUGUCAUAAUUAUAAUUAUUGAAAAAAAAAAAAUAAAAAUAUGGGUGGUAAAAAUAGUAAAUCAUAUUCCAUGAAAAAUAAAAAUAGUGAUGAUAAUAAAUCGGGUUUAAUGAUUACAUCACCAUCAUCAUCAUCACCAGCAGCAACAGCAGAAGCAGCAUUAUCUGGAGAUAACGAUAAUGAUUAUAUAGAAGGUAUUGUGUGUAAUGAAAAUGAUAUUGAAGAUAACCAAAUGAAACUGUUGGAAUUAAAAUCAGAAAAUGAUAGUAAUAAAGGAGGAAAAAUAUUAUUAAUUAAACAAAAAGGUCAGCUAAAUGCUAUUGGUACUAAAUGCACUCAUUAUGGUGCUCUAUUACAUACUGGUGCUCUUGGAGAUGGUAGAAUUCGUUGUCCUUGGCAUGGAGCUUGUUUUAAUAUUAAAACAGGUGACAUUGAAGAUUAUCCUGGUUUAGAUUCAUUGCCAUGUUAUAAUGUAACUGUUAAUAAUAAUGGACAAGUAAUUGUUAAAGCACGUAAAAAAGAUUUAGAAAAUAAUAGACGUAUUAUUAAAUCUUUAUCAUUACCCCGAGAAUUAAAUGAUGAUAAUAAUUGUUCAACAGUUGUUAUAAUUGGUGGUGGACCAGCUGGAGCAACAUGUGCUGAUACUCUUCGUCAACAAGGUUUUAAUGGAAAUAUAAUAAUGAUUUGUAAAGAAUCAGUAUUACCAUAUGAUAGAGUUAAAGUUUCUAAAAUAAUGGAUUUUGAUAUUAACAAAGCUUUAUUACGUUCACAAAAUUAUUAUGAUAAAUAUAAUAUUAUAACAAAAUUAAAUACUCAAGCAAUUCAAUUGGAUACAAAUAAUAAUUUUGUUAAAUUAAAUAAUAAUGAUAUUAUUAAUUAUAAUUAUAUAUUUAUAGCUACUGGAAGUAAACCUCGUUCACCUAAUAUACCAGGAAUUCAAUUAAAUAAUAUAUAUUUUAUGAGAAAUUAUUCAGAUUCUGUUGCAAUAAAUAAUAAAUUAUCAUUAGAUAAAAAUGUUGUUAUUCUUGGUCAAAGUUUUAUUGGAAUGGAAGCUGCUGCUUACUGUAUUGGUAAAUGUGCAUCUGUAACUGUUGUUGGAAAAAAUAAUAUUCCUCUUUCUAAUGUUUUUGGUGAUGAUAUUGGAAAAAUAAUUCUUAAUGAUUAUCAAUCAAAAGGUGUUAAAUUUAUAUUUAAUACAAACAUUGUUAAAUUUAAUCAUCAAUCAAUUGAUAAUGAUAAUGAUAAUGAUAAUAAUAAUAAUAAUGUUAAUUCUGUUGAAUUAACUGAUGGAAGUACCUUAAAAGCUGAUAUUGUUAUUAUUGGAAUUGGAUCUACUCCAUAUACAGAUUGGUUAAAAAAUUCAAACGUUAAUUUACGUGAUGAUGGUACUAUUAUUGUUGAUAAUUAUUUAAAAACUAAUAUUAAUAAUGUAUAUGCUGGUGGUGAUAUUGCUUAUGCUCCAGUAUUUGUGUCUGAUAAUAAUCCAGCUGCUAUAGGUCAUUAUUCACUAGCACAAUAUCAUGGUAAAAUUGCAGCUUUAAAUAUUUGUAAUAAAGAAAAACCUUUGAGAGUUGUACCUUAUUUUUGGACUACCUUGUUUGGAAAAAGUUACCGUUAUGCAGGUCAUGGACGUGCAUCAAGUAUUAAAAUUUAUGGAUCACUGGAUAAUUUUAAAUUCUUUGCUUAUUAUAUAAAAGAUGGUAAAGUUAUUGCUAUGAGUAGUGUAGGAAGUGAUCCAAUUGUCUCAGAUUUUGCAGAAUAUAUUUAUGAAGGAAAUACAUUGACUGAACAACAAGUCGAUGAUAAUCCAAUUGGUUGGAUGAGAAAUAAACCUGUUGAAUUGUUAAAAAAUAUUUUUUCUGAUAAAUUUAACACACUAAAUAAUUCGUUUUAUAAAAACAUUGGAUUUCAAAAGAAACACCAACAGCAGCAACAAAAUAUCAAAUCGUUUCAUACGUUAAUUUUAAACAAUAAUAAUAAUAAUAGUUAUGAAAGAUUAUAUAAAAUUAAUUUUUUAUUCAAGUUUCACAAGUACUUGAGAUUUUUCCGUCCUAUGUAAUUUUUAUGUCUAUAAUAUA
Molecule: messenger RNA, 2515 nt
Organism: Microplitis demolitor
Lineage: Eukaryota; Metazoa; Arthropoda; Insecta; Hymenoptera; Braconidae
Product: apoptosis-inducing factor 3
Exons: 4
Coding region: 478-2496 (672 amino acids)
Cellular component (GO): cytoplasm
Molecular function (GO): oxidoreductase activity, acting on NAD(P)H; 2 iron, 2 sulfur cluster binding; flavin adenine dinucleotide binding
Source: RefSeq, a predicted model, not a curated record